AUAAUCCAAACUUUACUCAACAAGAAUUGGCAAAUAAAUUUGAAAUCGGUCGAACAACCGUAGCUGAUAUUCUUGCACAAUCAUUAUAUUGGCUUGGUCUAGAUGAAGAAAGUACUAUAGCACAACAAAAGCGAAAUCGACCACCAGACCAUCCACAAUUAGAAGAAAUUUUUGCACAAUGGUUUGACCUUGCACUAGAAAACCAUUUAACAAUUACAGUAUUAAUUUUACAAGAAAAGGCCAAACAGGUUGUAGCGACUUUAAAAAUUCAAAAUUUUGCUGUGUCUGAUG
Messenger RNA from Racocetra persica, 291 nucleotides. NCBI's taxonomy places the organism in Eukaryota, Fungi, Glomeromycota, Glomeromycetes, Diversisporales, Gigasporaceae. The record is from the annotation of a GenBank genome assembly.